AUGAGACUGUCCGUCUCCCACGAACAUGCGUUUGGAGUAGGACUCGUCACUGCCUCGAAACUGGAGCUGGAAGACGCCGGCGGGCUCUGCACCACUAACAAUAUCCUCAAAAUGGGGGACUCGCUAAUUGCUCAUUACACCAAUGCCGAAGCCGAUCUAGCUGCUCACCACCCGGUCGCCCUAUGA
Messenger RNA from Penicillium canescens, 186 nucleotides. RefSeq lists its product as uncharacterized. The record is from RefSeq and is a predicted model, not a curated record. NCBI's taxonomy places the organism in Eukaryota, Fungi, Ascomycota, Eurotiomycetes, Eurotiales, Aspergillaceae. The coding region runs from base 1 to 186 and encodes 61 amino acids. The transcript has a single exon.